Sphenostylis stenocarpa is the source of this 1824-nucleotide messenger RNA. NCBI's taxonomy places the organism in Eukaryota, Viridiplantae, Streptophyta, Magnoliopsida, Fabales, Fabaceae. The record is from the annotation of a GenBank genome assembly.
AUGGCCAUGUACAUGGCCAUGAAGCUCAAACCUAAACCCUAUCAUGACUUUGAAUUCCUUGGUUACUGUUUUCAACUUCACCAUCUUCCAUUUUCCUCGCUCUCACCCUUUCCCUACAAAGAUCACGACCUCUUAUGCGCAAUCUCCGAAGCCAUCCACGAUUCCCAGACCAAACAACACCAGGAUUACUCUCAGAACCCAAGACUUCGGCGCAUCCUCCCUUCCCUUACGCCUCGCCACGUCACCAACCUCAUCACCCUCAACCCCCUCUCUCUCUCCCCUUCCACCCUCCUCUCCUUCUUCAACUACCUCGCUUCGCGUCCCCCCUUUCGCCACACUCUCCAUUCCUACUGCACCAUGCUUCACUUCCUCUGCCUCCACCGAAUGCUACCCCAAGCACACUCCCUUCUCUCCUUCCUUGUUUCCCGAAAAGGAUCCAACUCCGCUUCUUCCCUUUUCUCUUCCAUUGUCCGUACCAUGUCUCCCCAUCACCACUCCGUUGGCCUAGUCUUCGAUGCUCUAAUAUGCGCUUACGUUGAUUCCGGCUUUAUAUUCGAUGCUGUUCAGUGUUUCAGGUUGGUUACGAAGAAUAAGUUCCCCCUGCCGGUUCGCGGUUGCGAGAAUCUGCUUCAUCACGUGGUGCGGUUGAAGCCCUUUGAAGUCGAACGUUCCUGGGCUUUAUAUUUGGAAGUUUUGGAUUCUGGAUAUCCGCCAAAAAUUUAUUUUUUUAACGUUUUGAUGCAUGGGUUUUGCAAAGUUGGUAAUGUUGGGAAUGCGCGGUUGGUGUUCGAUGAAAUUUCCAAGAGGGGUUUGUGGCCGACGGUUGUUAGUUUUAAUACUUUGAUCAGUGGGUUUUGUAAAACGGGGAAUGUAGAGGAGGGUCUUUGGUUGAAGGGUGUUAUGGAGAGUCAGGGGAUAUGUCCUGAUGUUUUCACUUACAGCGCUUUGAUCAAUGGCUUGUGUAAGGCGGGUAGGUUGGAUGAGGGAAGUCUUUUGUUCGAUGAGAUGUGCGGGAGGGGAUUGGUUCCGAAUGGUGUUACAUUCACCACUUUGAUUGAUGGACAGUGCAAAGGUGGGAAGGUUGACUUGGCAUUGAAGAAUUUUCAAAUGAUGCUGGCUCAGGGUGUUAGACCUGACUUGGUUACUUAUAAUGCAUUGCUCAAUGGUCUCUGUAAGGUUGGAGAUUUAAAGGAGGCUAGGCGGCUUGUGAAUGAGAUGAGUGGCAGUGGUUUGAAGCCUGACAAGAUCACUUUCACUACACUGAUUGAUGGAUGUUGCAAGGAUGGAGAAAUGGAAUCUGCACUGGAGAUUAAAAGGAGAAUGGUUGAAGAGGGGAUUGAACUUGAUGAUGUAACUUUCACGGCUCUUAUCUCUGGGCUUUGUCGAGAUGGGAGAGUUCAUGAUGCGGAGAGAAUGUUGAGAGAUAUGUUGAGUGCUGGUUUCAAACCGGAUGAUCCAACGUAUACCAUGGUUAUUGAUUGCUUUUGUAAAACGGGUGAUGUUAAAAUGGGGUUCAAGUUGCUCAAGGAGAUGCAAAGCAAAGGACAUGUGCCAGGAGUUGUCACGUAUAAUGUGCUAAUGAAUGGGAUGUGCAAGCAAGGUCAGAUGAAAAAUGCUAAAAUGCUGUUAGAUGCAAUGCUUAAUUUGGGGGUGGCUCCAAAUGAUAUUACGUUUAACAUUUUACUAGAUGGUCAUUGCAAGCAUGAAAGCUCAGUUGAUGUUGACACAUUUCAUUCUGAGAAAGGACUUGUUACAGAUUAUGAGACAUAUAAAGAGCUAAUUAAUGAAUCAAGUAAAACCUCAAAAGAUCGCCUAAAGAGAUGA